Messenger RNA from Notolabrus celidotus (New Zealand spotty), 3219 nucleotides. RefSeq names its product family with sequence similarity 72 member A (gene fam72a). The coding region runs from base 447 to 896 and encodes 149 amino acids. The record is from RefSeq and is a predicted model, not a curated record. Gene Ontology annotation, cellular component: cytosol. NCBI's taxonomy places the organism in Eukaryota, Metazoa, Chordata, Actinopteri, Labriformes, Labridae. The transcript is spliced from 4 exons.
GUCAGGAAGUACCGUUAGACACCAGGAAGUUGUAAACAAAGCUGACAGCUAUUGAGUUAGCUGAUAAUUACAUCUGUAUGAACGCCAAGCCAGUGGUGCAAACCGUGUAAAAGGCUAGUUUCUCGACGGUAUUGUGUAUUUAUGAAUUAUACAGCUUAUAACUGUCUCUCGUAUCAAAAACGCCUCGCGGAAAUAUAUAAUCUUGCGUCUUUUCAACAGGCUAACGUUAGCUGCCCUCCGUUGUGUUUGUUAACGUUUACACAAGGACGUUAGACUGAGCGUUAACGACUGCGGAGUUAACGUGAAAUCGAACACGUUUCACUGACCUGGACAGAUAGUGAUCUGCAUCAGUAUCUGAUCCUGUGUUUUAUUUUGUUUUUUCCUGCUGCGUUUGUUUUCUGGAGGAAGAAAGGGCGAGAGUGUUCGUCCAUUUUAGCAGGACAACAAUGUCUACAUCCAACGCUAAUUUCAAAAACAAGUGUGUGACCCAAGUGAACUGUAUAUUCUGUGACAGUCUUCUCUGCACGAGAGGCAUGAAAGCAGUGCUUCUUGCAGACACUGAGGUUGAGCUUUUUUCCACUGAUAUUCCUCCCAAUAGAACUGUUGACUUUGUGGCCAGCUGCUACUCUACUGAAAGCUGCAAAUGCAAACUGAGAGACAUCGCAUGUCUCAAGUGUGGUAAUGUUGUGGGCUAUCAUGUUGUGGCCCCCUGUAAACCCUGCCUGCUUUCCUGUAACAACGGCCAUUUCUGGAUGUUCAAUAGUGAUGCUGUUUCUACUCUCAACAGACUGGAUGCAACAGGGUUGAAUCUGCUCCUGUGGGGGGAUCUUCCCGAGCUGGAUGACAGUGAGAAUGAAGAAUCAGAAAGCCCAUCAGAGGAGGAGUGUAUUAGGUAGAGAGAUGAAUGGACAAUGUGAGAGACAGAACGCCAACAUUUAAGAGGCGGAGCCAAAAGAGUGUACAAACCCUGCUUGAGAUAGGAGAGAAAUGUAUAGAAGUCUUGAAGGGUAAUUUAACACUGACUCAAUUAUGGUCCGAAAUUGCUGCUGUACCUCUCACAAAACUCGCAACGUGUUACACAACUAGCAACAACCCAAUCAGCGACAUCACUAUGUGUGAUUGUCCUUUCAUAACUGAUUGAGAACACCUGCUGUGACACCACUGAUUGGGGCAUGGCCCGACACACAGCAUGCAUCAUAUUCCAAAUCCAGCAAACAGUGCAAAAGUUUUUUUGCCCCAUGUAAUUUAGUGUUGAAUUACCCUUUAACUUGUGACCAUGCCUUUUCCCCACCAAUUGUCACUGUUUAAAGCACAGACACGCACACUUAAAAAUGCCACCCUUUCUCUCUUUUUCUUAUUAGUGUCCAUUUUCAUGAGCUGUGGUUGAAAUAGUCUGAAAAUGGCCUACAACUAGACCACUUAAUCUAGUGCUUUCUACUUGGUAUUGGUCAGCCUCAUGAGCAAUUGGGAGUGUGACAGAUGGCCCUGCCAUUGAAUGCUGUGAGUUUUCAAGCUGUUUAUGUUUCAUGUUCCGUCAAGACCACCACAAUUCACCUACCUUCUUUUUUAAUGGCAGUGAUAAUCUGUACAUGAAUAUGCUGUAUAAAAAUGACAACCUCAUUAACAGUCAUGUCUUAAAGGCUAAUACUCUCUGUGUGGCUGGGUGCUGACUGAAAGUUGGAGUGCUUUUAGAAACUCAUGUGUUGGAGAAAUAUAGCACAAUUAUUGAAUGAUAUAUAUCUGAGUAUAUUGCUUUUUAAGGGCGUAUUUGACUUAGGUUACCUUGCAAUCUGAUGUUUAUUUAGUGAUACAUUUUUGAUAUGCUAACAUGGUGUUUGUUACACCUUGCAGCAGUUGUAUUUAUUUAACACCCAGAUGAAUUUGACUGUAGCAGUAUCUGAUACUAACAUACUAACUUAAAUUUAGGGUGUGCUUCCAAAGAGAUCUGAAGCAGCAGAAUUUUCAAGUUCAGGUUUUGAGAGUUCAAAUCAAGUAAAGAAUCCCCAGAUUGAUGAUUUAGUGGAGAUAUAAUUGGAAAUAACUGAUGUUACACUUCAUUUAGAAAAAAUAUUGAAAAAAAAAAAGUUCUCAAUGGAUGAUGUCAUUGUUCUGUUUUUGUACUGUUCAGUUUUAUGUAGCAGCACAAUUGUAGCACCUAAAGAAAAGGAUCUAUUCAGCUCCAAAAAGUGAUUGGACAUUUCAAUAUUGAACUUCCACACUUGCUUCCCCCCCUAUGAAAAAGAUAGUUAUCACAAAGGGCCAGUUUAUUAAAUGACAUUCCCAUUAAAUUCUCAAUCCCCAGUAUUCUACUGGCCUUAUUUAUACUAUGGUCCCUAAACAUGAGCCCCUUGUGUUAAACUGCAGACUUGGGGUUGAUGCUGUGUGUUAGUUGAUCUUUACAGACUGACCAGCCCUCAGUCUCUUUUUGGCAGUGCCAUUCUCCUGUUCUUGUUUUAUUUUCACUGCUGUGCCCUGCUGAGAUACAAUGAUUCUGUCUUAAAGUAACAGUGUCUCUGAGAGUAAAUGAGAUCUGCGUGUGUAUUGUCGGCAAAUGUUGUUGAAGAAGCUAAUGUAGAAUGUUGACUCUUACUCGAAAGGAAAAGGAUACGGGAAGAGUGUGUGUUUUUAACUCUGUAUUUAUCAUUGCUAUAGCUUUUAGUCGUGGGGAAAUGCACACAAAGGUGGAAAAAUGUGUCCAGAUUUUUACAUUUUUCACCUUCACGGUAUAACUGACAGUCUGCUACACUUGCACACCAAAUACUGUCUAUGUGGUAAAGCGAUAUAAUACAGUGCAUCAGCGAUAGGUAUUAAUCCACAAACCAAAUAUCUAUAACCACAUACUUCCUUUUUUUGUUUACAAGCUUUGUUUACAAACGCAUCAGGUUGUAUGUGCUACUGUACUUUUAUGUUUUUUUGUUUAUGUAUUUAAUAUUUCAUUUGUGACGUAGUGCUUUGUUUGUAUGUGAAGAGAUUGGAUGUGUACAGUUUUACCUCAUGAAGGUAUCACUUGCGAGCUUCCUCUGGCUAGGACAAUUGUCAAAAGAUAAUCAAAAGAAUUAUUUAAAUGGCUGUUUCUGACGUGAAUAACUUUGAUUAACAUGCCCUGCUGAAAAAAAAAAAAGUAUAUUUUGGAAUUGCACUGAAACUGCAUUGGUAGUUUGAAAAGAUGAUUUGUUGUUUUGUAUGCUUGUUAAAUUAAUAAACUUUUUUUUUCCAGAA